Messenger RNA from Pocillopora verrucosa, 4316 nucleotides. The record is from RefSeq and is a predicted model, not a curated record. NCBI's taxonomy places the organism in Eukaryota, Metazoa, Cnidaria, Anthozoa, Scleractinia, Pocilloporidae.
AUGGCUGAAGAUAAAGUUUUGGAAUCAAAAGAAGAACUAGGUCUGAAGAGCGAGAGUUCCUCAGACAUAGAGAAAUGUCAAGUUGUAUUCAAGAAGGAGUCUGAUGUCGCUGGUCACAAAUCAACAGUUACCAAAGAAGCAAAAGUUGAAGCAGCCGAUGGAAAACAAGACCAUCUUGACCAAAGUUCAUCAGACGAGGAGAAAGGUGAAGAUUUAUCAGCAGGAAAAGUAAAGGAGUCAGAGAUUGGCUCUUCAACAGGGACAGACAAAAGUGACGCUACCUCAAGUGAUAACGGAGUGGAUUUUAAUGCUUCUUUGUCCGUUUCAUCAUUUGAAAAAAUAAAAGAUUUAGCGAUCGGCAGUUCCGCAACUACUUCGGAAGGAAAAGAUUCAGCAAACCAAGAAAAGGUGAAUUUGGAGGAUGAGCUUUUAUCAGGUCAAUUUGGAUUCAAGAAGGAGUCAGAUGACGAUGAUGGAAAAUCAACAGUUAGUCAACAGGCCUCCUCAACAGCAGCUGUUGGAAGCCUGGACUUUGCUGAUAAGGGUUUAUCAGACGAAAGUGAAGCUACUCCUGUUGAGAAAAAAGUGGAUAUGAAGGAUGCUCCUUUAGUAGACCAGGAGAAAAGCCAAGUCCUAUCCUCUGGAAAAUCAAAGGAUUUAGAUAUCGGGAGUUCAACAGGUACGUCAGAUGAUAAAGUUAAAGCAAUCCAAGAAAAACUGGAUUUGGAUGAUAAACUUUCUUCAGAUCAUUUUACGUCCAAGAAGGAAUCAGUUGAUGAUGGAGGCAAACCAAAAGUUGGAAAAGAGGACAACAUGGCAGCUGAUGAAAACCUUGCUGCUGCUGACAACAGUUCUCUAGUUAUCACAGAGACACAAGUUGAGGCAGCUGAAGGAGACGAGAAUUUUCCUUUCAACAACUCAUCAGGGGCAACCAAAAGUGAAGCUACCUCAAGUGAUAACGGAGUGGGUUUUAAAGCUUCGUUGUCCGUAGCAGAUACUUCGGAAGGGAAAGAUUCAGCAAACCAAGAAAAGGUGAAUUUGGAGGAUGAGCUUUCAUCAGACCAGGAGAAAAGUCAAGUCCUUUUCUCUGGAAAAUCAAAGGAUUUAGAGAUCGAGAGUUCAACAGGGAAAGAUUCAGCAAACCAAGAAAAGGUGAAUUUGGAGGAUGAGCUUUUAUCAGGUCUAUCUGGAUUCAAGAAGGAGUCAGACGACGAUGAUGGCAAAUCAACAGUUGGUCAACAGGCUUCCUCAACAGCCGCUGUUGGAAGCUUGGACUUUGCUGAUAACAGUUUAUCAGGUACGUCAGAGGAUAAAGUUAAAGCAAUCCAAGAAAAACUUGAUUUGGAUGAUAAACUUUCUUCAGAUCAUUUUACAUCCAAGAAGGAAUCAGAUGACGAUGGAAACAAACCAAAAGUUGGCAAAGAGGACAACAUGGAAGCUGAUGAAAACCUGGCUGCUGCUGACAACGGUUCCCCAGGUGAGGAAAAAACGAACAAAACUUCAGAUGAUAAAGAUGUGGACCUAGACAACGACCCCUUAGUAGUGAGAGCAAAGGAUUGUUUUCAGCAAGGUAACAAAGAAUACAGACAAGGAGAUUUUCAUAGAGCGCUACAACUGUACACUGAAGGACUUCAACUAAACUGCAAAGAUAAUCGGCUGACAGCCAGACUCUACAAUAACAGGGCAGCAGCUCAUUUCCGUUUAGAAAACUUUGAAAACAGCCUAGAUGAUGCCACAGUUGCUGUACAAUUGGAGCCAACUUUCAUCAAAGCCUUGGAGAAAGGAGCUGAAGCUUGUGUGCAGCUUAAGUUGUAUGAUGAAGCAAAGAUCUGGUGUCAUAAAGGAUUGGCCAUGGACGAUAAUAGUAAAAGGUUGCGUCAUCUAUUAAACAAGUGUGGUAGUGAGACAAUCGCAUCCGGCGAGAUAAAGCCACAGCAAGUAAAGGAAGUAGAAAUUGCCAAAGAUCUGGGAGACAAGACUGGAGAAGGAAGGAGUUAUGGCAACCUUGGCAAUGCUUAUCUUGGCAACCUUGGCAAUGCUUAUGAUGGUCUAGGACAGUUCAAAACAGCCAUCGACUACCAUAAACGUCGUCUAGAAAUUGCCAAAGAAGUGGGAGACAAGGAUGGGAUUGCCCAGGCUCUUUGUAGUCUUGCUACAAAUUUUGAAAGGCAUGAAUGUCUCCAAACCGCCCUCGACUAUUAUAUUUCUAGUAGAGAGAUUUUUAAUAACGUUCGGGCUAGUUUUCUGUUGCACCAUAACUGGAAGAUUUCGUAUCGAAAUGUUCACAAAACAGCAUACAAUGGUGUUUGGCGCGUACUUUUACUGAAGGGUGAACACGUCAAAGCUCUUCUUGCUGCCGAGGAGGGACGUGCACAAGCUCUAAGGGAUAUCGUGGAUUUAAAGUAUAGCUUUCGACAAACCCUCACGUGGUCGAACUCUAGGAAAUGCUCUGAUUGUCUUUCAUUAAGAAACGUUUCAUCAGAUGUAGUUUUCCUAGCAAUUACUGGACCUUACAUUGCUUUGUGGACUAUUCGGAACGGGGAAGUCGUUCAAUCGAGAAUAAAGCAUGUGAACAACUUUCUUUACCAACGUGAAUUAGAAGUUUACAUUACCUCUUUGAAUAAGGCUGCUUCCUUGCAAGUUAGUGCAAGGGCUGCUGUUGAAUGGCAAAAAAGUUCAACUCAAGUGGGCCGAGAUGAAAAAGGAACGAGCGAUGGUUCUCCGCGAAACGCGACGACAAAUGCCCUGCGGAAGCUUUAUGAUAUCAUAGUUGCUCCUAUCGCAGAUCUGAUUGAUGGAGAUGAGCUUGUAUUUGUUCCUGAAGGUCCACUUUGCUUGGUGCCCUAUGCAGCAUUGGUGGAUUCGAAUUCAAGGUAUCUGUGCGAAUCUUUCAGGAUUCGAGUAAUUCCAUCCCUAACCAUUUUAAAAUCAAUCUCAGACUGCCCGACAGAAUUGCACAAUAAAACCGGUGCACUGCUCGUGGGUGAUCCAUGUUACAAGCAAGUCCUUUAUCAGGGUGAUUUGUUGAAUCAGCUGCCGGGUGCAAGGAAAGAGGUGAAGAUGAUUGGAGGAAUCCUCGGUAUUGCUCCUCUCGUUGGAGGGGAGGCGACAAAGGAAGAGGUAUUUAGACGAAUUUCCUCAGUUGCGUUGGUUCACAUUGCAGCGCAUGGUAAAAAAGAAACAGGAGAGAUUCUCUUGGCACCAAACACAAGUAGGACAACCUGUCAAGCUGAAGAGGAAGACUAUCUACUGACAAUGAGAGACGUGUUACGAGCCGGGCUGCGAGCGAAACUGGUUGUGCUAAGUUGCUGUCACAGCGCUUGCGGUGAGGUUAUGGCCGAAGGUGUGGUUGGCAUUGCGCGAGCGUUCUUAGGUGCCGGUGCUCGAUCGGUUCUGGUAUCCCUGUGGGCCAUUGAUGACGAUGGUACUCAGGAGUUCAUGAAACAUUUCUACGGAGCGCUGGAAGAAGGCAAGGGUACUAGUGAAGCUGUCAAUCAAGCCAUGAAGUGCAUGAGAGAGUCUGAAACGUUCAGCAAAGGGUAUUACUGGGCGCCAUUUGUACUCAUUGGGGACGACGUGAAACUGGAAUUAACGGAAAUUAAAAGGUCAUCACUGAUGGAUUUGUUUGAAGACAAGAGGAGACCCCAGGCGUUUGGUACUGACUAAUGACAAUCAAAACCAACAGAGGCAUGCGGGGUGACAAAUUUAAUGUUACGCGGCGUUGAAUUGAACUGGUUGAAUCAUUAAAUAACCCGCAUUGAGGCUAUAAUCAAAUAAGCGAUUUGUUACCAUAUCAUUUAAUAAUAAACUGCCAAGUCAAAUGGUUUAGUUUUAAAAGGAGAUUUUUUGCGGAGAUUGAGUGGUGUUGCGGCCAUGUUUAAGACAAGUUAUGCCGAGAAAACCUUUUAAUUAAUCUCACAUGGUCUUCGUAAGGAUUAUACAGCGAUGUUUUCUAAAUCAUAAGUUAAAUACGAAACUUUAUGGCCAUGUGAGUUGUGUAUUUCAAUUUCAUGGCUCCAAGCAUCACCUAAGACCAAGUUUAACCUUUGGUGUUUGGCAUAUCUUACCUUUGAAUUUUUAACUUGUUGUACGUUGUACAUAUGAUUGCUUUUUUUACAUGCAUUUGGACAUGCAUUUGAUACAUUUUGACUCACUGGAUUGAUAACUUAAUUUUUUAAUCUUGAAGCCUUUGCCAGCUUGGAAGAAAUGUACUAUCCAAAAAGACUAGAGCAGGCAUAAAUCAUGAACUGUGGAAAAAACGGAGUCCAUUGAUAUUUACUUGGUACAUAAUCCAAUUAAAAUCCAUUUCAGAUCUU